This is a messenger RNA of Dictyostelium purpureum, 2157 nucleotides long. RefSeq lists its product as uncharacterized. The coding region runs from base 1 to 2157 and encodes 718 amino acids. The transcript has a single exon. Lineage: Eukaryota; Evosea; Eumycetozoa; Dictyosteliales; Dictyosteliaceae. The record is from RefSeq and is a predicted model, not a curated record.
AUGAUAAGGAAUUAUAAUUAUAUAAUUUUUAUUUUUUUAAUUAUAUUAUCAUUUUUAACAAUUUAUAUAAAUGGCGAAUUAAUAUAUUUUAACUCGAGCAAAACAUGUACAGAAAAAUCACCAUGCAAUUUUUCAAAUAAAGAAAAUUGGAUAGGUGAGGUUUUACCCAGCCAAGGUGAUGAUAUAGUUAUUGAUUUUUCACAACCACAACCAACAGAAUCAACAAUAGCCAAUAACAAUAUUAAUAAUAAUAGCGACACUAGUUUAAACUAUUACUAUUUAAUUGGCGAAAAAAUGAAUAUUACUAUUGGAUCUUUUAGUUUAUUGGGUUCAAAUCAAAAUUAUCCACAACUUUUUUUAAAUAAUACAUAUAUAGUUUCAGUAGGAAAUACAUUUCAAAUAUCAAGUGCAUCAAUAAACUUUUAUUAUAACAACACUUUAACCAUCGAUAAAGGAAGCUUAAAGGUUUUAGAAGGUUCAAAUUUUACUGUAGAUCGAUCGAGCAAGAUUAAUAUUAUAAAUAAUAGUGAAAUUACUUGUGAUAAAACCAUAAAUAAAUUUCAGUUUUUAAACAACUCAUCCCUUUCAAUUGAUAAUAGUAGUGUUGGUAAUUUUUAUUCGAAAAUAGUAUUCUCUUCAACUAGUUCAUUUAUCGGCAAUUCAAGUGAAACCAGUAGUUUUUAUGGUGUAUUUUCAUUGUCAUCAAGUACAUUAGUAUUAAACAAUGCCAAGUUUUAUUAUAACUCCUUUAUAAAGAAUCUAAAUAUAAUAGGCCAGGUUCAAUUAGACACAGACAGCAACACCAUUUUAUCCAUCCUACAAAACCUAUAUUUCAAAGAUACCUCUUUAAUAACAAUAGAUUCAAAUACAAAUUUAGUAAUUGGUGGCUCGGUUAAUGGUGAUAAUGGGAUUUCAAACACAAGCUCUAUUGUAUUAAAUGGUGGAACAUUAAAAAUAACCUCACCAAAUUUUAAAAUAGAUAAUAUGGAAUUUAGCGAAACAAAUACUGGUACAAUUUCAUAUCAAACAUCUAGCCUCAGAAAAUAUGAGGAUACCACAAAUAGUAAUACAUACUCCUCCUCCUCUUCAUCUUCCUCUUCCUUCCCUUCCUCUUCUUCAUCAUCCUCUAAUAAACCAAGCCCUAGCAACUCAUAUUUUAUUAAUACAAUUGCACCAAUGAUUUUAGUAUCAAGUAACAGUGAUCUUAUAAUAUACAACUCACAUUUCAAAACACUAUCCGAAUCAAAAUCAGUAGUCGAAAGCGAUUCACCAAUCACAUUUGAAUUCUUUGGAUCAGUAUACUUGGAUAGUGUCUCCAUUUCAUCAAGCUCUGUUGUAAUUAGUCCAAACUCUGAUGUCGUUUUUUUCAAAGGUGGUUGUCUAAACUCUUUAAAUGUUUAUGGUAAUCUUACCGUAUAUAGCCCAGGUAUUUCAGUUCACCCUAAUCCAGUUAACAUUUUAGAUCCAAAUGCAUAUUUGAUUAUCAAUAGCACAUCAGUUUUAGCAUCAGUAAACAUUGUAUCAGGAACACUAUUUUCCGUAGGCUCAUCUACCAUAAACUCUUUAAACAUAAGUGGGCCAUCAUCAUUUUUAGAAUUACAUUAUUCAUCUAUAUAUAUUUAUAAAUCCUUCAUCUCUGAUGCAAAAUCAUCAAUUUAUAUAACUUCAAAAAUAAGCUAUUUCAACACACCUGCCAUCUCGGUAUCCUCCAUCCCACAAGUUUUUUCAAAUUUAAUAGUAAACUUUCAAAUAUUACCAAAUAGCAAACCAAAGUCUUGUGAUUUUUCAAUAGUAACAUAUAAUAUAAAUAAUAAAAAUAUCACCGAAAAAGAAGAAGAGCCUGCAAUUAUAAAUGAUGAUAGUAAUAGUAACAGUAAUAGUGCAAUUAAUUUUGCAUCUAUUAAAAUUUUCGAUUUGGCCAAUAACAACAACAAUGUAAAUACCAAUACUACAUAUUCAUAUAGCUUAUUGACAACAGAUAAUAGUCUUUCAAUCAUAUUUGUUUUUCCAUACUCAAAACAAGCUUUUCCAGAAUGGGCUAUAAUUUUAAUAGUGAUCGGUUCAGUUAUUUGCACCAUUACAAUUUCAAUUAUAAUAUACACAAUCAAGCAAAGGAAAAGAUUACAAAAUGAAUAUAGUGGUUAUACAAGAUUAUAA